Messenger RNA from Temnothorax curvispinosus, 5815 nucleotides. RefSeq lists its product as uncharacterized. The record is from RefSeq and is a predicted model, not a curated record. Lineage: Eukaryota; Metazoa; Arthropoda; Insecta; Hymenoptera; Formicidae. The coding region runs from base 1895 to 5305 and encodes 1136 amino acids. Gene Ontology annotation, molecular function: inward rectifier potassium channel activity. The transcript is spliced from 4 exons. Gene Ontology annotation, cellular component: plasma membrane. Gene Ontology annotation, biological process: potassium ion import across plasma membrane; regulation of monoatomic ion transmembrane transport.
AGAAGUACGCGACGUCAGUCAGUCAGUCGAACGAGAAUCGCGCGUGAAUCGUGAAGUCGUUUCCAUCAUCUUUUUUCAUUUUCGAUCAUUCAUUUCGAUUCUAAAUUCUAACAUUUCGCGAUAACCGUUAAUAAUUGCGAUAUUUUCUCAAGUUUUAAUUAAAUAGUAAAUAGUACGAAAUUAAUAAACGCCAAAUUGAUUAUCUUAUUAUGUAUUACGCGAUGAUAAAAUCAUCGGAUUUCUGAUAUAUAAUUUAUAUCUACGAUAAUUUCUUUAGUCUGUAUAAUGUGCUAAAAAAAAGAAUAAAUAUAAUUAAAAAUUAGAAACUAAAACUCUUUAACAAUUGUCAAUCACUGUGUGCAUUAGUAUUUAAAUCUUCAGUGACUUUCGAUCACCCUGUAUAUUGAUAUUUCAGCCCACCUUGUAUAUCUUGUGUGACGGAUAGUGUAACAACGUACAUCAUAUGACUAUUACUAAUCAUGUGACUACUAAUUAUCACGGGAGAAGAAGAAGAAAAAAAGACAAAAGGUGCAAUUCAAAAUAACAGAUUUGUCAUUAAUAUGAAUCUUUCUAUAUACAAGUGUAAAAUUUAUGCUAUAACGAAUUGUUUUUAUAACAUAUCACAUCCUAUUCGAGUAUUAUGAAGCAUUGUUAUAUCAGUUUCUCACUUUUCCUUAUGUGAUUCCACAAAUCUGUUCCUAACUUCAAAAAUUGUAAAUAACAUUUUUGUAGAGAAAUUAUGUCACCUUUAUGUGAUUCCAUAAAUCUUUGAUUAUCAGAAGAUGUUUGUAAGACUGAUACAAUCAUCUUUAAAUAUAAAAAAGAAUAAAUGAUCAUAAUCUGUAUCAUGUGGUUACUGUAUCGUGACUUUGUUGGGUAUAUAGUUAUAGAUUUUCCAAAAGCAGAACCGGUCAUCUGUUCAUCGUGCGCGAGUGACGUAACUGACGCGAGUGAUCACCUAUUCUUCGCGAGAAUAGGAGGAACAAAUAGCGUUUUGUUAGUGACCGAUAAAUGGUGCUCGAUGGUCAGUGCGUAUAUAAGACAUAUGUAUAUAAGACAUCGCAGAUGACCAGCUACUCGCAGCAGUUUAUCUUGCAGCGGUAGAUCCACCACUACAUGCCAAGUGCGCGUGAGCCAACUGAUCGAAUCACCUCAGAAGAAUCAUUAUCAAUGAGUGCUUCGCAAAUUAAAAGACCGAUUAAAAAACACAGAGUCGUAGUUAAAGUAAGAGGAAUCACACAAGUAAAUACGAAGAUCGAAAGUGAAGAAUAAAUAUCCGGAGAGCUUAUACUUCCGUGAGGAAAAAAAAUUUAAUACAAGACUACUGAAGAUUUCAUUCUCAAUUCUCUAAGCGUAUUCACAAAUUAAAAAACCGAUUAAAAAAGAAAAAUCUUUCUAAAAUUUCGAAAAAUCCUUGUAACUUCGGAAAACCAUAAACGUUCAUGGAAAGGAAAUUUGAAGAAAAAAAGAAGCGUACAAAUGUUGAAGUUUUAUUUAACUCCACAUGUGUCUUUGAAUUAAAAGACUAAUUUAAAGAAUGUUUGAUCGAUGGCAAAAAUUCGCAAUAGCGACAGUGAAUAAUGGAUCUCUAUAGACUAUCUUGAACGUCUUUUUGGACAAGAAGUUCAAUAAAAAGAAAUAUGCAAAACAAAUUUUAGAAUAUUAGAAAAUUAUAUAUUAAGAUUUUAUUGAAGAAAUAACGAUCGAGAGUGAAGAGUAAAACUUUUUAAAGAAUCCUGAAUCUUUAUAAAAUAAAUAUAUUUGAUACAAGAAUGUACAAAUGUUGAAUGCUACUGAAGUGUUUAUUCUAAAUAUCUUAAACAGACUACGUUCGUAGUUGUCCCGCUAUUAAACUACUUGAUAUUGAGAUUAGCAUUGUGCAUUAUAGUGAAUCAUGAACGGGAUGAAUGGCAAUGUGUUGAAGAUGGGCGACAAAUCCCCAUCGUUGGAUUGCGGAGAAGAACAAAAUCUAAUACCAUCGACCACACCGACGACGCCGAUAAUCGUGCAAGUGACAAAGAACCCGUACUCUUCCUUGAAGUGCAGGAGUCGAUACCGGGCUGGACCGACGCGGAAGUUGCGUCGUCGCGCCGUCCUGAAGAAUGGCGAUUGCAAUGUGCUGCAAUCGCGCAUCUCCCGGCGAUCGCUGCGUUUUCUGCAGGACAUCUUCACAACCCUAGUGGACACACAGUGGCGUUGGACGCUGUUAUGCUUCAUGUUGAGCUUUCUUCUAUCCUGGCUGGGUUUCGCGGUGAUCUGGUGGCUAAUAGCCUUCACUCACGGUGACUUCGAAGAACAGCAUUUGCCGCCUUUUCAACCGGAGAACAACUGGACGCCAUGCGUCUACAACAUUUUCAGCUUCACUAGCUGUUUCCUCUUUAGUAUCGAAACCCAGCACACCAUCGGAUAUGGCAGCCGUUCUACUACCGAAGAAUGUCCCGAGGCCAUAUUUAUUAUGUGCCUUCAAAGUAUCUCUGGCGUCAUGAUCCAAGCUUUCAUGGUAGGCAUCGUAUUCGCCAAAAUGACUAGGCCAAAACAGCGUACCCAGACUCUGUUAUUUUCGCGAAAUGCCGUGAUCUGUCAACGGGAUGGCGAGCUCUGUCUCAUGUUUCGAGUGGGCGAUAUGAGGAAGAGUCACAUAAUCGGCGCGAGUGUACGCGCACAAAUGAUUCGCAGUAAGACGACCAAGGAGGGCGAAAUUCUGUCUCAACACCAGCACGAAUUGGCGGUAGGUACCGACGGUGAAAACGGCGAUCUGUUUUUCAUCUGGCCGGCCACCAUCAUCCAUCGGAUCAACGAGUCCUCGCCCUUCUACAAUAUGUCCGCCGAAGAUAUGUUGACUGAACGUUUCGAGGUCGUUCUGAUCUUAGAAGGUACUAUCGAGUCUACUGGACAAACUACUCAGGCAAGGUCAAGUUAUCUCCCACAGGAGAUCCUAUGGGGUCACCGUUUCGACCCCAUGGUAAGCUACUCCAAGGAACGACAAGGUUACGAGGUGGACUAUUCGCUGUUUAACAGUACUACUCAGGUUGACACCCCGCUGUGUUCCGGCAAAGAGCUUGCAGAAUUUUAUAAGGCGCAGGAUGAUCUUCGUCACGGAACUGGUGUUCUAAUCGACGAGGAUCGCUUAACGAGAAGAGACUGUAAAUGCAAUUGUCAUCCGACCAACCACCAGUAUCCACAAUUGUCUCUGACACCCUUGGACUGUGCACAGAGCCAUAACAGCACGGAAAAUGAGUAUUAUUGGCAAAAUAUCUGCAAAUGUUCAAAUUGUAUUUUAUACGAGCCUCAAGUCACAAACAUUGGUCAAUCAAAGAUGUUCGAUUUUGACGCCAUUCAGAUAAUAGAAAACGAGGAACUGCAACAACUGCCAGAAGCGGUAAACAGGGAGAUUGUGAAAAACAGCGAGGAGAUUGUCUUUGAGGAGGAGGAAAAAGUCUCAGAGAGGAAUCUGAUUAAAUUGAACGACGUAAAAAGUAAGCUUUUAAGUUAUAAUCAAGAAAUUUUUUUUGGAGAAAGAGAAGAAGACGUUUUGAUCCCAAGAACUGUGGAAAAAGAUAUGAUUAACAGAGAAAAGAAUGCAGAUAAAAAAAAUCAAGAGAGCCUUGAAGAAGAGAAAGAAGAUGCUUCUAUGCGAAAAGCCUUAAUUAAAUUAAAUAAAGACAAAGAUAAAAUUUUGAAGGAUAGUCAGAAGAUUUUUUUUAAAAAAGAAGAAGGAGACUUUUCAGAAAAAUACAUGAUCAGAUUAAAAGAAGACAAGACUGAUAUUCUGAAAAAUAGUAAAGAAAUUAUGUAUGAAGAUACAAAAGACGGCUUUUUAAAAAGAAACAUAAUUUGGUUAAACGAAAAAGGUGCUGAUAACUUAAAAAAUUGCCAGGAAACCAUCUUUAAGCAGGAAAAAGGAAUUUUAGGAAGGAAAUUAGUCAAAUUAGAUAAAGGAAAUGACGAUACCAUAAAAAAUCAUCGUAUUUACGAAAAUGAGCAACUUGCUUUUAUAAAAGUUAAAGAAAGUCCUAAAGAUAUUCGACAUGUAAUUAGGCAUACUUCAUACAAACCUAAAGAGGGAUACAAGAUGAAAAGUAAUGAGUUAGCAAAAAAAGAUUACGAAGUAUGCCUUGAAAAAAGACAAAAACUACACAAUAAACAAUGUCAAUUAAUUAUGCUAGUAAAUCAAGAACAGAAAAAUAUAGAAAAAAAUAUAGAAAAGAAUAUUUGUGUGAAAAGAGAACGAAAUCCUCAAAAAAGGUUUGACAGAAGUUUGAGUGAUGACCUUUUAACAAUAAGUGAUAAAAGAUCUUUCAAAAAACCCAUAAGAAACACGAGUAAUAAAUUGGUUCUAUCAAUAAAUCAAGAUAAUAAAAACUCGAAGAGUGAUCCCUUUUUAAUUGAGGAGCAUACUUCUUCAAAGAAGCAUCAUAGAAGUUUCACUGAUUAUUUUGUCACAACAAACGGUGGAAGAUCAACAGAGAAUGCAAUCAGCAACAUAAAGAACGUUAGAAUAUUGGAAGAAGGUCAAAAGUCUUUGCAGCAAAUUUCCAAGUAUCCUGCAGCAUCUUUAGAUCAUUUAAAUAGCAAUUCAAUUUUUGAUCAGCGAUUAAAUUAUGAUUCUCUUAGAUGGGAAGAUGGUGACUCUCAUUGUCAAAUAAAACAGCAUGAUAACAUUAGAAUCGAGAAUGAGAAAACUCCGAGAAAAUCUUCAUGCCAUCGUCCCGCCAAAAUAGCGAUACAUGACAAACUUUAUUCUAAUGAUAUUCGCUCAUUGGACUCUCCAGUUUACGAUCUUUCACCAGAAUCAGGUUUUUACGAACGUAGUUCGGAGAACAAUUAUAGAGAGCUGUUUACGAGAAAUAUGAAAGAUGUUGUAAACACCAAUUCUGUAGAAAGCAAUCUGUCACGAGAGAACGCAAUAAGCGAUAUUGGUAAUCCAAAAGAAAGUAUUAAAAAUCACAGUGUCGAAGCAAUUGCUAGUAAAAAUAAUAGUGUCAUAGAUAAUGAGAUUAUAGCUUCUUCACCCUUUGAUCCAUCUUUUAAAAGUUCUUUUGAUGACGGCAACAAUCUAACUAAAUGUGGCGAUGCUUCGAUUAUUAAAGAACAAAUUAUAUGUAUAGAAAAUAGAGAACAAAACAUUCAUAAAGCGAACGAAAAAUACAGAUGUCCAAAUACAUCAUCUAGAAAAGUGAUUAGCAAUUUUGAUGAAUUAGAGAAACCUUCUUCGAGUGUCGAAAAACAACUUAUCUGUAGCAAAAACUGCAUUCAAAAUAUUGAUGAAGAUGAGUUGACGACGCAGAGAAAAACGGUUUUUUAAAUAUUAAUACAUCUUAUAAGCAUUUUAUUAGGGAUGUUGAAUGUCCAGAAUGGUUUGACGAUGCCAUUACCGUUGAGAAACAAAUCGACGAGAAAAAAAGUAGAGAUUUUUCAAAUAGCAAUACAUCAUGUGAUAACCAAUGUAGUUACCGACAUUGUUGCUCUAGAUCAUUUGAAACAAUAGAAUAAUAGUGUUUUAACUAAAAAACAAGUUUAUAGCAAUACAGUGAAGAAUAAAAAGCCAAUUUGCAACUUUUCAAACAACAUUACCUCUUAUAAAAAUUUUGUUGAUGAUACUGUUAGUCUCGAUUCAAGACACUGUGAUGAUGAUUUUAUUCCUUAAGAUCAAGUUGUUUACGAAAGCAAAAUUAAUGAAAAUGAUAAUGACAAGCUCAAAAAGCACUAAGGAUUGUUUCGUUUAGAAGGUUUUAUAAAAAUUAAAUUAAUAAUUUUAAAUCAAUUAGUUAUCACCGUACAAUUAAUUACUUUCAAAAAGAUAUUUUUUUCGAAG